GAACCGAACCACAGCUUCACCCGAAUUCAGAGUCCGAAUUGGGUGACAAUAAUUCAAGUUAUGACAUCCACUAUGAUAACGAAUCGCGUCGUUGGGGACGCAUUGGUAUGAAUCACGCCAUACAUACGGACCUAAACGACAUGUCGGACGGCCUUAACGUAAAAGAGGGCGAAGUUGUUAUUGUAGUGGUAGUGUUGAUCGCAUGGAUUGGUUGUAUUUUAUUGUUUUUCAAUAAAUGGGGCAAAAUUCGUAUGUUAGAGCCCUAUCAGCCGGCAUAUAGAGAAACAUUCAGCAAUUCAGUGCAUUCAUUGCAUCCGAAAACAUGCACACGUAUGAACACGUGCACGAGUGCCACAGUUCCCACACACAUGCAUUCGACCGAAAGUCGGACCAGUCUUGUCUGUGACCGCGAUCUAUACAUACAACACAGCCGAAUGGUGGGCAGCGGACAGCUAUACCAGUGCGCAUCGGGCGCCACAUAUCACAACCCGGCGUAUCGGCCGCGCCUUAAUUCUGUGUUUGUCGGCUCCUUUGCACACCGCGACUCACUUUCACCCGAACCACAGAUGCCUCGCAAAACAAAGAGUGCUGAAGAUCUCAAGUCACUUGUCGUUCAGGUGUCGGACUAUAAUAUGCCGUCCACUUCAACAUCAGUUGUGUGAAAAACAGUCACCGGUUUUGAACAUCAAAUGCGAAAAAUGUUUAGACAAACACACAAAUUAACCGGUAUUUAACACAUAAGUUACAACUAUACUGUAU
Molecule: messenger RNA, 759 nt
Organism: Oppia nitens
Lineage: Eukaryota; Metazoa; Arthropoda; Arachnida; Sarcoptiformes; Oppiidae
Exons: 2
Coding region: 108-662 (184 amino acids)
Source: RefSeq, a predicted model, not a curated record